Molecule: messenger RNA, 3530 nt
Organism: Sinocyclocheilus grahami
Lineage: Eukaryota; Metazoa; Chordata; Actinopteri; Cypriniformes; Cyprinidae
Gene: cebpz
Product: CCAAT enhancer binding protein zeta
Exons: 15
Coding region: 1-2946 (981 amino acids)
Cellular component (GO): nucleus
Source: RefSeq, a predicted model, not a curated record
AUGUUCCGUUUUUGUCUGAUAAAUUAUGUUGUUGUCUUGUCACAGGCAGAUUAUGUCAUGUUGGCCGGCAUCGGUGACACUGCCGAGCUCAUCAAUGGUGGAAAGAAAGGUGCAAUUGAUGAUCUGGAGGAGGGAGAGCUGGAAGGUUUCAUAACAAAGUUGGGCAUCCGUGCUUAUGCAGAGCAACAAAUCAUUCGAGAUGAACAGGAUGAAACAUCCUCAGAGCCACCCAAAAAAGAGAAAAAAAAGGCAAAAAGCUCCAAAAUGAAAGACGAUUCACAAUCUGAUGUGAAAAAUACUGUUAAACCCAUAACAGAAGGUACGAAAACCCCUGUUAAAUCUAAAGAGCUUGGCAAACCUACUGGAAAGAGGGCCAAACAGAAACACACAAACUUGUUUGAGUUUAUUCCACGGCAAACUCUGCUUAUCAAACUUGGGGGGAAGUGGUUCGAUAUAGAGUACACGUCAGAGAGCACGUCUGUGGCUCAGAGCGAAUCACUGGUCCUUCAGUACAAGGCUUUGGCUCAGAAACUCUAUGAGAAUGAAAUUGCCCUCUACAAAAACAAGAAGAACUUCCAGAAAGGUGCCAACUCUGCUUGGAUGAAGAGUGUAGUGUCCACAGGAACUUUGACCGAUAGGAUGGCAGCUAUGACUGUGCUAAUUCAGGAUGCUCCGAUUCACAGUCUCGAGCACGUUGAGAACCUUGUGUCUCUGGUGAAAAAGAAAGGAAGUCGCAGACAAGGCCUUAUGGCCUUGGAUACCCUUAAGGAGCUGCUGCUUACUGACCUUCUUCCAAAACACCGCAAGCUUCACACUUUCUCCCAGCAUCCUUUUGAGCAGCUGGAGGAAAAAGCCAGUGGAAAUAGGGACUCCCGUGACCGCAGGCUCAUCCUAUGGUACUUUGAGCACCUGCUGAAACUUCAGGUAAUAGAUUUUGCUGCCGCACUAGACGAACUGGCUCGCGAUACGGUCCAGGCCACCAAAAUGCGAUCACUUACCACCGCCUAUGAGCUGCUGUGCAAUCAGCCGGAGCAGGAGAAAGUGCUUCUUGUACAGAUUGUCAACAAAUUGGGGGAUCCUGAAUACAAAAUUGCUUCCAAAGCCUCGCACCUGCUGGAAACGGUGCUUCACAAACACCCCAACAUGAAGACAGUGGUGUGCUUUGAGGUUGAGCGCCUCAUGUUCAGACCCAACAUCAGUUCCAAGGCUCAAUACUAUGCCGCAUGUUUCCUAAACCAAGUGAUUCUGAGCCACGAGGAAGCAGACUUGGCUGCCAAGCUUAUCACCAUCUACAUCACGUUUUUCAAUGCAUGCGUUAAGAAGAAGGAUAUUGAGUCUAAAAUGCUCAGCGCUCUGCUUACAGGAGUGAACAGAGCGUAUCCGUACGCGAAGAUUGGGGAUGACGAUGUGUGCAAGCAGCUGGACACGCUUUUUAAAGUGGUGCACAUUGUCAAAUUCAACACUGCUGUCCAAGCCCUUAUGCUGCUCUUUCAGGUCAUGGACUCCCAACAGACCAUUUCGGAUCGCUAUUAUGUAGCACUCUACAGUCACUCACAGUUUGUGGAUGAUGAGGAGGAAGAGAUGUAUCAGGACCUUGAAGAGGAUGUCGAUGAUGACCGCAUUGCUGAGGAAAAACUUGUGGACACUGACAAAGAUGAAAAAAUACAGAGCGUGAAACAAUGCCAGAUGAAGCCCACUGCAUCAUUCAGCUUUAUUGCUGCUUCUAAAAAAGUCUCUUUGCAGGAUGAGGAGGAAGAGAUGUAUCAGGACCUUGAAGAGGAUGUCGAUGAUGACCGCAUUGCUGAGGAAAAACUUGUGGACACUGACAAAGAUGAAAAAAUACAGAGCGUGAAACAAUGCCAGAUGAAGCCCACUGCAUCAUGGGUACAUCAUCAAAACUUGGAAGGUAGUUUAAAUAAGGUGACAUAUGACCCCAUGAACAGAAACCCUUUAUACUGCGGGGCAGAUCACACGGCCCUCUGGGAACUGCAGAAGCUGUCCUUUCAUUUCCAUCCCUCCGUGGCUCUUUUUGCUAAGACUUUAUUGCAGGGAGAGUUCAUCCUGUACACAGGGGAUCCGCUUCAGGACUUCACACUUAUCCGAUUCUUAGAUCGUUUUGUAUUUAGGAAUCCAAAGCAAACGAAGGGAAAAAAAAACACAGAUGCUACAGUGAUGCAGCCCAAAUACAGGAGGACGUUCAAUAAUAUUCAGUCAUUACCUGUGAACUGUGAAGAAUAUUUGGCCAAAGAGGAGAGUCAGAUACCUGUGGAUGAGGUGUUCUUCUACAGGUACUUUAAGAAGCGAGAUGCAGAGAAACGGUGGAAAAAACCAAACAGAAACGAGGACAAUGAGAGUGUGGAAGAUGUUGACGAUGAUGAAUUUGAGAGGGUGCUGGAUGUUUAUGAAGGAGACAGCUUUUUCACGGAGUUCAAGGAUGAUGACUUGGACUUUGCAGGCAAUGUGAUGCCCAAGUCCAAGAAAGGUCGAGAUAAAGAUGGAGAAGAUUCUGAUGAUGACGAUGAAGAUGAUCUUGAUGAUGAGGAGGUCUCUUUGGGCAGCAUGGAUGAAGACUUUGAAGAUGAACUUGAGGAUGAAGGUGGAGAGUUUAUGGACAUAGAAGAAAAAGAUGAUGAUGAUGAUGAUGCAGGUGCUCAACCUGCAAAGAAGAAAAAGAAAGGAAAAAUGGAGGACCAGUCGGUGUUUGCAUCAGCUGAAGAGUUUGGCUGUUUGCUGGAAGAAAACACGAGCUUGAAGUUUGACAACAAUGAUAUGAAUGCAAUGGCCAAUACGGACAAAGCUGAUGUUAAGCAGCUGAAGUGGGAAGUCAAACGGAAUGACUGGAUUCAUGGUAGAGAUGUCAAAACUCUGCGACGGAAAAAGGCCAUGUUCAACAAGAGAAAGUUCGGAAAGGCCCAAAAGCUGAAGAGUGUCAAAAGGAAGAAGUGAUGACCAGAAACUAGAAUAAUAACUAUAUCUUUCUCCCACUUGGUGGACCAGACCUCCUGAUCUGCUUCACCUGAGCCUUAGAUUCCUGUAUACGGGGGAGGGGGGGGGAAUGCUUCUAAAAUAUACUAGUUGUAAAGUGGUUUAGUCACAGGCGUUUGCAGUGUUGUAUUAAAUCCAGGGUUCAUACAUAGUUUAGAAAAUGCUUUAUUUUAUCUGUUAUGCUUGAAUGUUUUAAAAUGAUAAUAUCUUGUGUACUAUCUAAUGUUUUCCGAUGUUUUUUUUUUUGUUUUGUUGGUCAUCACAUACAGAAUUGUUCAAUUCAGUGGGCAUCAGUAAACAUAUCGAGCACAAUAUUCUUCCACCAGUUCAAGUGUGAACCUACAGUGUUCAUUUUCCGAGCAUAUGAAACAUGUCAGCAUAUUUUUUUUCCAUAUUUUUUGCCAUUGCGUCACAAUAUUUUAAAAAGCAGAUCAAUAUACAAGUAUAAAACUUUGUGCAGAAGCUCUGUUUGCUUGUAAAUCUUUAUACCAGCUGUAAACAGGGCCCUGGGAAUGAAAAAAUUAUAAUUAAAGAAUCUUCCCAAA